AUGUUUUUGACUCUUAGAUUAUUAGGUAAUCGACAUCCAUCGUUCAUCGCUCGCACAGUGUUUGUAAAAAACAAUAACGUGGACGAUGCUUGCAGACUUCUUAACAGAAUUCUUGGGAAAGAAGGGAUUUUAGAACAAUUUAGACUAACCCGACAUUAUGAGAAGCCGUUCCAGACUCGUCGACGAGUUAACCACGAAAAAUGUAAAGCCAUAUACAAUGAAGAUAUGGAAAGAAAGAUCCAGUUUGUUCUGCGCAAGAACAGACACGAGCCCUUCCCUGGUUGCCAUUAA
Pieris macdunnoughi is the source of this 291-nucleotide messenger RNA. Lineage: Eukaryota; Metazoa; Arthropoda; Insecta; Lepidoptera; Pieridae. The record is from the annotation of a GenBank genome assembly.